This is a messenger RNA of Myotis brandtii (Brandt's bat), 3000 nucleotides long. It is a transcript of the gene ACHE, whose product is annotated as acetylcholinesterase (Yt blood group). Gene Ontology annotation, cellular component: plasma membrane. The record is from RefSeq and is a predicted model, not a curated record. The transcript is spliced from 5 exons. Lineage: Eukaryota; Metazoa; Chordata; Mammalia; Chiroptera; Vespertilionidae. Gene Ontology annotation, molecular function: acetylcholinesterase activity. Bases 358 to 2766 code for a protein of 802 amino acids. Gene Ontology annotation, biological process: acetylcholine catabolic process; choline metabolic process.
CAGCGCCCCGCCGCAGCCCCCUGCCUGGCCCAGGCAUCCCCCUCCCACGGGGACUCCGUCUCUAUUUUGGGGGAAGGGGAGGUUCAGCGGAAGCCCCGAGUUAUAAUUAGCCCCACUCGGGUUUCCUAGAUAAUCUCAGCCCCGCCACCACCCCAGCUCAGGGCGGCGGGGGCUGGGUGCGGGGUGACCGCCGCGAGAAGGGGGGAGUUCCGACCCGGGGAAUUUUGAUCCCUUGGCUGGAGAUGCCGGAACCACAGCAGCUGCGGCCCCAAAAUAGCGCCCCCGCCCUCUGCAGCGGGGGAUCUCCGGAGCUCGGAGAACACAGGCGUCCCGGUUCGCCCUUCAGACCCCUCCGCAAUGCCCUCCAGCCCCCAGACCCCCGCCCCAAGUUUUCUGCUCCUUUGCUUGGGGCGGGGAGCGCCGUUAUUUUAUCGGUUUCUACUGCCCCCCGCUGGCGGCAGUGUGCACAGCAUCAUCAGACGAAUGAGGGACGAGUCCUGGGGUCCAAGGCUGGCGAACCCGUUCGCGGAGGCUAGGCGACAGGGGUGCGCAACUGAUGGGCACCCACGGGUACCAGCACGCUGUGCCAGACAGUGGACGAGGCGGGCUGGGCGGGGCAGGGUGUGGGGUAGGCAGGAUUUGGGGUGCCCCAGGACCUGCGGCUCCCACACCCUGAAUGCCCAACCCACCCUGGCCAACGCAGGAGAGGCUGUGCCUUCACGCCACCGCACGCGCCCCCAUUGGCACCUCCCAUCAUCGAGGGCUCCACCCCUGUCGGGUAGCCUCUGCGUGGACUGCAGCCUCUGGUGCGGGUGCCCACAAGGCUCACACUGGGCCCAAUCCAGCCCACCCAGCGGGGGGAAGGAGCCGCCUGCCUGCCUUGGCAGCCAUCUGCCUGCCUUGGCAGCCAUGAGGCCCCCAUGGUGUCCCCUGCAUACUCUCUUCCCACCGUUCCCACUUCUCCUCCUCCUCCUCCUCCUCCUCUUCCUCCUGGGAGGAGGGGCAGAGGCUGAGCACCCAGAGGACCCGGAGCUGCUGGUGAUGGUGCGUGGGGGCCGGCUUCGGGGCACCCGCCUAAUGGCCCCUGGGGGCCCUGUCUCUGCUUUUCUGGGCAUCCCCUUCGCAGAGCCACCUGUAGGCCCCCGUCGCUUUCUGCCACCGGAGCCCAAGCGACCCUGGCCAGGGGUGCUAGAUGCCACAGCCUUCCAAAGUGUCUGCUACCAAUACGUGGACACCUUGUACCCUGGCUUUGAGGGCACCGAGAUGUGGAACCCAAACCGUGAGCUGAGUGAGGACUGCCUCUACCUCAACGUGUGGACACCGUACCCUCGGCCUAAGACCCCCACCCCUGUCCUCGUCUGGAUCUAUGGGGGUGGCUUCUACAGUGGGGCCUCCUCGCUGGACGUGUAUGAUGGCCGCUUCCUGGCCCAGGCAGAGGGGACUGUGCUGGUAUCCAUGAACUACCGGGUGGGAGCCUUUGGCUUCCUGGCCCUACCAGGGAGCCGGGAGGCACCAGGCAAUGUGGGUCUUCUGGAUCAGAGGCUGGCCCUGCGAUGGGUGCGGGAGAAUGUGGCAGCCUUCGGGGGGGACCCGAUGUCAGUGACUCUGUUUGGGGAAAGUGCAGGUGCCGCCUCUGUGGGCAUGCACCUCCUGUCCCCACACAGCCGGGACCUGUUCCACAGGGCUGUGCUGCAAAGCGGUGCACCCAACGGGCCCUGGGCUACGGUGAGCAUGGGAGAGGCCCGCCGCAGGGCCACACUGCUGGCUCGACUCAUAGGCUGUCCCCCAGGUGGGGCUGGUAGCAAUGACACAGAGUUGGUCGCCUGCCUGCGAACACGGCCAGCUCAGGACCUGGUGGACCACGAGUGGCAUGUGCUGCCUCAGGAAAGUGUCUUCCGCUUCUCUUUUGUGCCUGUGGUAGAUGGAGACUUCCUCAGUGACACCCCGGAGGCCCUCAUCAACGCUGGAGAUUUCCACGGCCUGCAGGUGCUGGUGGGUGUGGUGAAGGAUGAGGGCUCCUAUUUUCUGGUUUACGGGGCCCCAGGCUUCAGCAAAGACAACGAGUCUCUCAUCAGCCGGGCCCAGUUCCUGGCCGGGGUGCGGGUCGGGGUCCCCCAGGUGAGUGACCUGGCUGCCGAGGCUGUGGUCCUGCAUUAUACAGACUGGCUGCACCCUGAGGACCCAGCACGCCUGAGGGAGGCCAUGAGUGAUGUGGUGGGUGACCACAAUGUCGUGUGCCCUGUGGUUCAACUGGCUGGGCGACUGGCCGCCCAGGGUGCUCAGGUCUAUGCCUACAUCUUUGAUCAUCGUGCAUCUACGCUCUCCUGGCCCCCCUGGAUGGGGGUGCCCCACGGCUACGAGAUCGAGUUCAUCUUUGGGCUCCCUCUGGAACCCUCGCUAAACUACACCAUUGAGGAGAGAGCCUUUGCCCAGCGACUGAUGAAAUACUGGGCCAACUUCGCCCGCACAGGGGACCCCAAUGACCCCCGGGACCCUAAAGCCCCGCAGUGGCCACAGUACACGGGGGUAUCGCAGCAGUACGUGAGCCUAAACCUGCGGCCUCUGGAGGUGCGGCGGGGGCUGCGAGCCCAGGCCUGCGCCUUUUGGAAUGGCUUCCUACCCAAAUUGCUCAGCGCCACCGCCUCGAAGGCUCCCAGCACCUGCCCAGGCCCCGCCCACGGGGAGGCUGCCCCGAGGCCCAGGCCCGGCCUCCCCCUGCCCCUCCUUCUCCUCUUCCUCCUCCUCUCCCGGCUCCAGCGGCUGUGACCACGGCCUCUUCCCCUCCGGCCUCUGGGGGCCCCUCUUCUAAUGAGUGGUCGGGCCGGGGGGAGGGCCCCACUCAGGGAUCUCCGACCCAGCGCCCCUCCCCCUCAAACCGAGAAGCUCACACUGGACAGGGCGUGGGGGAGGGUUGACCUACGAUCCGGCUCAGGGACUCACACGCCUUUGUUGUUUAAAUGGAAAAGUCCAUUUUCUUUUUUUAUAAAAUUAUUCCUUGGA